Dama dama (fallow deer) is the source of this 965-nucleotide messenger RNA. It is a transcript of the gene RPS4X, whose product is annotated as ribosomal protein S4 X-linked. Bases 104 to 895 code for a protein of 263 amino acids. Gene Ontology annotation, biological process: translation. The transcript is spliced from 7 exons. NCBI's taxonomy places the organism in Eukaryota, Metazoa, Chordata, Mammalia, Artiodactyla, Cervidae. Gene Ontology annotation, cellular component: cytosolic small ribosomal subunit; ribosome. The record is from RefSeq and is a predicted model, not a curated record. Gene Ontology annotation, molecular function: RNA binding; structural constituent of ribosome.
CGGAGCUGGUAGGCGGGUCCAAGGCUCCUGCGCGCGCAGACUCGGGCCCCGUUUUCUCCGCUCGCCGGAAGAAGGCGGGCCUCUUUUCGUGCCUAGCGCAGCCAUGGCUCGGGGUCCCAAGAAGCACCUGAAACGCGUAGCAGCUCCAAAACAUUGGAUGCUGGAUAAACUGACUGGUGUGUUUGCCCCUCGUCCAUCUACCGGCCCCCACAAGCUAAGGGAAUGUCUCCCCCUAAUCAUUUUCCUAAGGAAUAGACUUAAGUAUGCCCUAACUGGAGAUGAAGUAAAGAAGAUCUGCAUGCAGCGUUUCAUUAAGAUCGAUGGCAAAGUCCGCACAGAUAUAACCUACCCUGCUGGUUUUAUGGAUGUCAUCAGCAUUGAUAAGACUGGAGAGAAUUUUCGUUUGAUCUAUGACACCAAGGGUCGCUUUGCUGUUCAUCGUAUUACACCUGAGGAGGCCAAGUAUAAAUUGUGCAAAGUAAGAAAGAUAUUUGUGGGGACAAAAGGAAUCCCUCAUCUGGUAACCCAUGAUGCUCGUACCAUCCGUUACCCUGAUCCCCUCAUCAAGGUGAAUGACACCAUUCAGAUUGACUUGGAGACUGGCAAGAUUACUGAUUUCAUCAAAUUUGACACUGGUAACCUGUGCAUGGUGACUGGAGGUGCUAACCUGGGAAGAAUUGGUGUGAUUACAAACCGGGAGAGACAUCCAGGUUCUUUUGAUGUAGUUCAUGUGAAAGAUGCGAACGGCAACAGCUUUGCCACACGGCUCUCAAACAUUUUCGUUAUUGGCAAAGGCAACAAACCGUGGAUCUCUCUUCCCCGUGGAAAGGGUAUUCGCCUUACCAUUGCUGAGGAGAGAGAUAAGAGAUUGGCAGCCAAACAGAGCAGUGGAUAAAAUGAUCUCUAUGUGAUGUGAUUGGAAAAAUCUUUGUACUUAAUUAAAGAUAAUACCAAGUGAUUAAUAA